This is a messenger RNA of Sorghum bicolor (sorghum), 1316 nucleotides long. RefSeq lists its product as uncharacterized. Bases 158 to 1096 code for a protein of 312 amino acids. Lineage: Eukaryota; Viridiplantae; Streptophyta; Magnoliopsida; Poales; Poaceae. The transcript has 5 exons. The record is from RefSeq and is a predicted model, not a curated record.
AUUCCGACCGUUGUGAAGGGAAGCCACAACCCCCGUUUUAAAGCUCUCUUUCCCCCGAUUCCAUUCCAUCCCUUCCCUUCUUCCUCCCACCACCGAAUCUGAGGAACUAGCCGUUGGUGGCCGCUCCCUUCCACCUCCACGUCGCCCCCCGCCCCCCAUGGAAUCCGCCACCGUGGCGCUCGCCAGCCCCGCCUCCGACGACCGACGGUUCUGGGACCGUCUCCGCACCCGCGUCGACACCAUCCUCGAGGACCGCCGUGACCUCCCAGCCGCCGCCGCCCCCACGCGCGUGGUGGAGUCCGAGCGGGGGAAGCGCCUCCGGGAGGACUCCCUGAUGCUCGUCCGUGGCCUCGACUCCGUCGUGGCGUCGCUGGCGCAGCUCUCCGACACCCUCACCGCCGCGCAGAAGGGAGUGAGUGCUCUGGCGACAUGCUCUUCCCAGGCGAGGGGAUGCGAGGGCGGCGCCUGCCCCGAGGAGGUUGAGGAGGAGGAGCCCAAGGCGAAGCGGAUGUGCGGCGGCUCCACCGAAGAUUCACCACGGAACAGCAAUUCUCCGGCCGCUGGAGAGGAAACGGCGGCUGGUCCUGAUGGUCUGGGGAAGGGGAAUGUCCAGGCCUCUGCUGAGGUUGCACAGAGCACUAACCUGAAGCGGGCCAGAAAUCUGGCCGUUUCAAUGGCAAGCAGAGCUGCUGCACUUGCCAGGGAGCUCAAGAACAUCAAGUCGGAGCUGCACUUCAUGCAGGAGAGGUGCGGUUUGCUGGAGGAGGAGAACAAGAGGCUCAGAGAGGGAUGUGACAAUGGAGUUGCCCCUGAAGAAGAUGACUUGGUGAGGCUGCAAUUGGAGGCUCUGCUUGCAGAGAAGUCGCGCUUGGCGCAAGAGAAUGCCAACCUGACGAGAGAGAACCAGAGCCUGAUGCAGCUGGUGGAGUACCACCAGUUGACAUCCCAGGAUCUGGAUGACUCCUAUGAGGAUGUUAUGCAGGGGAUACGGCUCGACUUCUCAUCGCCACUGGGGAGGAUCAGCGACAAUGAAGGCGAGUGUGAGGAUGACGUUCCGGUCACCCCAGCUGAGGCGUUAUGCUCCCCCGAUGAGUAGGCAGGCGAACUGGAGGAAUAAGAUGGGUUUUCCGACGAUGGAAUUCCUUUGUACCAGCUACCAGGUGCCAACAUUAGGCAGUUUUUUUUUUCCUAAGUGACCACUACCGGUGGCCAGUUUUUGAUGUUCCUGACUGAUAAUAAUCAUAAUAAUUUAUAUACAAAACUUCUCUUUGUGUAAUAAUUUAUAGUCAUAAAAAUUUAUAUGUGACUUCUCUUUA